AAUUAGCUUUAACAACCCCUGGCUGAAAACACUUCAGUCUGUGCUUCGCGCGCGCUAGUGACAGUAGCGUCGGCCAUAUUGUGGAAAAUAUUUUCCCGCGUUACGUUCGCGCCAUUAACAAAAUAUUAAUUUUAAUACUCUUUAAUUGAUCCUUUGGUAUAAAAUAUUAAUAAUAACCAUAAAGUGAAGUGUAAAAUCGUUAUUUAUAUAAUAUUAUACAGUUUACACAUUUCUGUUCACAUGACAAUGAUAGGAACAUCGAUUAUUAUGACAUCUAUAGGCUAAAUAGAUUAUGUUACUAAUUUAUGUAUAUUGCUAAUUAUCGGUCCUAAACUAACAUGAAAAUUCGUUUUAUAACUGUAUUAUUUUGUGGUACUCGUAAACUUUCUACAAAGUACUUCAUUUAAAAGCCCGCAUAAUGUGAAAAUGUUAUCAAAAACAAACUCGUGUUUACCAUUGUCGUUUAGUUUUUCGAAAAUCGUACGCGUCGUGUCGGUAAUUGUCGUUGAACUGAUAAAGUGAAAAGGUUGUAUAUCCAAUGUUGGUUGUCCGUGAAAAUGGUGGAUAUAAGCCAUGGCGUUGAAGAACCUGCAAUUGUUCCACCCUGGAAAGACGGAGAUGGUGUACCAGCAGCGCCAGGCCACCCCCAUGAGGGCGCCUCCCACGGCGCUCUCGAGGAAGAUGUCCAAAUCUGCUGAAACUCUCGCGGGCAGUACCAAAAGUAAAGAGCCAAAGACCCGCAAGGCUCGAAGCACGGAGCAGCCCGGAGGUGGCAUGGCGAAAGGCAGCAGCGUGCUCGGUCUACCUAACCUGACCAAGGGUUGGGGGAGAGACGACGACAGCAUACGAAGUCGCUCCAGGAAUGGCAGCGGCAGCAGCAGAGCAGGCAGUUUGGACCGCAGCACUCGAGGGUCUAGCACCACGCUCAAUUCUGACGAGGAUAACAUUAACGUCGUUGUCAGGGUUCGUCCAAUCAGCGAUAAGGAGCGAUCGUGUGGGGAGCGCUCGUUGCUCGAGUUCCCGGGGAAGGGCCAGGUGGUGGUGAACAACACCACGCCCAGCCAGAAGGCUAAGGUCUUCUCUUAUAAUGUUGUCUUCGAGCCUGAGGCUACGCAGGAAGACGUUCUAGAAUUUUCUGGUGUUAAGAGACUGUUAGAGAUGGCAGUGGAGGGGUUUUCCUGCACAGCCUUCUGCUACGGGCAGACCGGCAGCGGGAAAACACACACUUUGACUGGACCUCCGGGACUGGUGGAAAGUGGCGCGAGUCCAUUCGCUCCAGAGCAUGGGCUGGUGGUGCGAUCCUUCGUGUACCUGUUCCGGCUGAUCAACGAGAGGCCCGAGUCGCACUUCAUAUUGAAAGCUUCCUUCUUAGAAAUAUAUAAUGAAAAGGUAAUAGAUCUACUAAAUCCAGGCAGUGCCAGAAAACCCUUACAAGUAAGAUGGUCGAAGGAAAGCAGAAGUUUUUACGUAGAGAAUCUAUUUACCGUCGACUGUGAACAGUUGGACGACUUGUUCGCCGUGUUAGAGGAAGGUAUGCGUAACCGCGCAGUAGGCGCACACGCAAUGAACGCGCACUCGUCUCGCUCACACACCUUACUCUGUGUCCGCGUGAGACGAGAUGUUCGGGCGGAUGCCGGCGGCGUGGUCUGCUCCACGCACGGCAAGAUCAACUUUGUGGACCUCGCCGGCAGCGAGAUGACCAAGCGCACCCACAGCACCGGCAAGACCUUGGAGGAGGCCAACAAUAUCAACAGGAGUCUCAUGGUCUUGGGAUAUUGCAUAGCCCAACUUAGUGAUGGCAAAAAGAGAGGACACAUACCGUAUCGGGACAGCAAGCUCACCAAAUUGUUAGCCGACAGCCUAGCGGGGAACGGAGUCACGCUUAUGAUCGCCUGCAUAGCACCAACGAGAUCGAACUUGAGCGAAACUAUCAACACUCUUCGGUACGCAGCUCGCGCGAAGAAGAUCAAAACCAAACCUAUUGUCAAAAUGGAUGCUAGAGAUGCUCUAAUAUUAAGUUUGAAGAGAGAAGUGGAAGCGUUACAAGCGGAAAACCAGCAUCUGAGGACUGCGCUCCACGUGCAGACUGACUACAGCAUUGAUAGCUAUGGUAACCGCCGAACGCCAACGCAAAUCGAACCGAACAAACUGUACCAGCUCCCGCAACAAGAGUUAGUAGAACUGGUACAACUACACAUGGAGGAGAAUACCGCCCUCCGCACUGAGAACAGCGAACUGUUCAGCGUGAGGGACGCUCUACUGCGGGACCAGGAGCUACUCAGCAGGGAGAACGAGAGGCUGCUGAAGAAGUUAGAGGAUGUUAACUCUGUGUGUGUUCGCUCGCCGAUAAUCCCGGCGCGGCCAACAUACUCUGGCUCCAAUGACGCCAACAUUUGGACUAACCCAGCCAGUUCCUCCUCAAGUAUAGUCAGCGGGGGAAGCUAGAAGCUCUAAGUAGUUUGCAUGAGAAUUGGAAAUCUUUGGCAUGAAAAACCAUUCUAUU
This is a messenger RNA of Helicoverpa zea (corn earworm), 2503 nucleotides long. Its product is annotated as kinesin-like protein KIF12. NCBI's taxonomy places the organism in Eukaryota, Metazoa, Arthropoda, Insecta, Lepidoptera, Noctuidae. The transcript has 13 exons. The record is from RefSeq and is a predicted model, not a curated record. Bases 574 to 2445 code for a protein of 623 amino acids. Gene Ontology annotation, molecular function: microtubule binding; ATP binding; microtubule motor activity. Gene Ontology annotation, biological process: microtubule-based movement.